UAUUUAUAGCGUGACAAUCUCAUUUCACCCAAACAUUUUCAUUCCCCCUUUCUCUCUCUUUGCCUUUUUCCUGCAAUUCUGCUCCGUAGUCUACUUAAUUAGAUGGCUGCUGACGUCAGUUCAUUGGUCAGAUUGAUCAACGGCGGCGAUGCUGCUGAUUCCCCCAAACCGACGGCUCCGAUCACCCGAGACUUGCUAGCCGGAUGUACAACCCUUGAUGCUAAGGAAUUGGACCUCGACUUGCAAGUCCCCUGCGGCUGGGAGAAGCGCCUCGACCUUAAGUCAGGAAAGGUGUAUCUGCAGAUAUGCAAUCCCUCAAACUCAUCAUCAACAUCAACAACAGAAAACAAGGCAUUUCAAGACCUCAACUUCCCGCCGUCAUCGAAGAAGAAGACGCUGAACCUCUUCGAUGACGAGGGGCUGGACUUGAAGCUCGUGUCCCUCUCGUCUCCAUCACCGUCCCCAUACCAGAGCGUGUGCACCCUGGAUAAGGUCAAGUCCGCCCUUGAGAGGGCGGAAAAGGAGACGGUGAGGAAGCGCUCAAUAUCAAUGUCCAAGUCAUCAAACUCAUCGUCUAGCGAUCUCGAUCAGGAGGAGAGGUCGUCCUCGUCCUUUGCAGCCGGCUGCCCUUCGUGUCUCCUCUACGUGCUCAUCUCGAGCAACAAUCCGAAGUGCCCUCGGUGUAACUCGAAUGUACCGUUACCUCUCGCUGCCAAGAAGCCUAGAAUUGAUCUCAACAUAUCCAUUUGAGAUGAAUAGAGAGCCAUAUUUCAUAUUUCUUGGCUCCCAUUUUUUGUAAAGAUAGAAAAAUACGUUUAUUUUUCAUAAGCUUUUAAGGAAUUGGUAUAUAAAUAUAAACGUUUUACAUGUAGCUAAAGAUAUGAUCAAGUUCAAUGCACAUUUUCCUUUUUUAUCUACA
This is a messenger RNA of Salvia hispanica, 919 nucleotides long. RefSeq lists its product as uncharacterized. The record is from RefSeq and is a predicted model, not a curated record. NCBI's taxonomy places the organism in Eukaryota, Viridiplantae, Streptophyta, Magnoliopsida, Lamiales, Lamiaceae.